Molecule: messenger RNA, 3820 nt
Organism: Brienomyrus brachyistius
Lineage: Eukaryota; Metazoa; Chordata; Actinopteri; Osteoglossiformes; Mormyridae
Product: cysteine-rich secretory protein LCCL domain-containing 2-like
Exons: 15
Coding region: 1414-3006 (530 amino acids)
Cellular component (GO): extracellular region
Source: RefSeq, a predicted model, not a curated record
GGAGGUUAUAUCAGAAAAUUUUUAUUCAUAAAUAUUUCAUGAUCUUCAUGUAUUAUAAAAUAUUUCUUAAAGCUCACAUUUCUAAUGUUUCAGGGCAUUAUUGGUUUUCCAAAACCUGACUCCCAGACCAAAACAUUUCCUGCUUUUACACCCAUCACUUAAGUUGUUUCUCUCUCUCUUCUGUGAGGAUGCCUCUGUUUAUAAUCGCCGUUUAUUCCUGGCUGCCAUUGAUGUAAAUGCUGAAGUUCUGUUUGCUUCUGCUCAAUUGUAUUUGGAGCCCUUCCCAUACCCAGCUGCCCUAAAGAGCUUACAUAGCAUGUGUCCCCUUGUUUAUAUGGUUACACAGCAUGUAAGUGCAGCUUAGUGAUGUUAUUGAAUAUGAUUAAUGUUGUCUUUCCAUCCUGAAUGAGAUUAUUACUGUCUCAAUGGCCUGUUGCUUUGUGAAAAUGAAGCUUCACGCUUAGUGGUUCGGAUUUCUCUGCACUGUUGGCCACUGUUUGGUUUAACCCCAUGGUAACUAACUGACCUGCAGGAAGGUAAUUUAACUGUGGGGGUGUUGGUCCCUUGUCUGUAGCUCUGUGGCCUCACUGCCUGCUGUUCUCUGAGUCUCGUGGCGUUGCAGCUGCUUCUGUGGAUGCUAGCAGCUCUACUUGUGUGGACACUAAUAGUUUUCCUCUGCAGACACAACACACGCUCACAUCAAAAGAAUGUUUGUCCUCUCGCUCAGUAAUGUGCAGGUGUUGGUAACGGCGAUCCGUUAUUGCUAAGGAUGUGACUUUGGGGUUCCUCUUCACACUGCUAUGCCAAGAAUCUUUUUCUGCCUCACGAAGGUGAACGGGAGAGUGCAGCUUUUGCAUGCUGCCAAGGCAAGGGCCAUCCUGAAAGGCCUCCCUGUCACCCUGGCAUCACUGACCAACACCAUGAGUUAUUGGUCUCUGCUGGAAAAGCACAUAGGAGCCAUGCUAAGUAACGCUGCCGGCUUCGCGAUGUGAUGCUGAUUAUGCCGAGACAUUUAGCAGCACUGCCACAUGAACUGGCUCCGUAGAUGUGCACGUGCACUGAUUGGUCCUAGUCUGGUCCUGACAGCAGCAAUGGGUUUCACAUUCUCUGUUUUUCUUCAAGAAAACUUUUGCCAGAGGACUGCCAAACCAUACCUGGGUGGGAGUCUGGGUGUGUGUUUCUUUCUUUCCCCUCCUCCUUUCUUCAUAAGGGUCUCCCCAUGAAAGGCACUUUCUGCUUCAGUAGCCAGGAAGCAAGGAGUUCAGCCUCAUAUGCUUGGAAAAUAUUUACCACGACAGACAGGAAAGUCUUGAAAGCUCAAGUAUAGGUUCUACGCAACUUUGUUGCCAAGAUCAUUACACAGGAGCUGAAGAGUUGAACAUAAACUGAGGAACUCUGCAGACCAAGCAGGAAAUGAACUUCACAGCUGUGUAUUUAGUUACUACCACUGCCCUUGGUUUACUGAUCUUGACCACCCAAGAUGGAGAUGGUCUCUCUCUGCUGAACUCCCUGGAGCUGAAGGAUCUGCUGGAUCGGUGCCGAAAUGGGUACCAGAACCGCACUAAGAAUGCAAGUCUAAGCAGGGACCGACGGUCCAUCCCGUGGUCUGACAGGGAGGAUAUCCUCAAACUUCAUAAUAAACUACGAGGAGGCGUAUAUCCCACUGCUUCUAACAUGGAGCCAAUGGUAUGGGAUGAUGAACUGGAGCGGUCAGCCUCUCAUUGGGCUCGGCAGUGUAUAUGGGAGCAUGGGCCUCAGGACUUGCUUCCAUCCAUUGGCCAGAACCUUGCUGUCCACUGGGGCAGUUUUCGGUCCCCUGUUUUCCAUGUUCAGGCCUGGUACGAUGAGGUCAGGGACUACACAUACCCCUACCCAUAUGAGUGCCGACCCUUUUGCCCUGAUCGAUGUUCUGGGCCUAUGUGUACUCACUACACCCAGCUAGUCUGGGCCACCACCAAUCGAUUGGGGUGUGCGGUACACAUUUGCUCUCGGAUGAACGUCUGGGGUGAGAUUUGGAAUAACGCUGUCUACCUGGUCUGCAAUUAUUCGCCAAAGGGAAACUGGAUUGGAGAAGCCCCUUAUAAACAUGGCCACCCGUGCUCACAAUGCCCACCCAGCUUUGGGGGUGGCUGUCUAGAAAAUCUCUGCCACAAAGAGCCAUAUCACCCAGAGUCUGAGAACCUGAAUGAGGUAGAGAAGCUCCAGGAGUCCGUCCAAACCCGGACAACCCCCGUCAAACUUGGCCCCAAACCCAGUGAAUGGGGGGCCUCCGUGACAAAGAAAACAACAUCAGACGGGUCCUCAUCCCAGAGGACAGCCUCAGCAUUGAAGAAGACAUCCCCACCCAAACGUACAGGGAGCACCUUCCUAACACAAAAUAUCAACUGUGAGACAAACAUGAGAGACAGAUGCAAGGGAAUAACAUGCCACAGGUACAGGUGUCCUGCCAACUGCCAGAACAAAAGAGGUAACGUGUGGGGCUCAACCUUCUACGAUGUGAAAUCAAGUAUCUGCCAAGCUGCGUUGCAUAGUGGAGCAAUGAAUUCCAGUGGUGGUCUAGUAGAUGUCGCACGGAAAGGCAAGCUCCCAUUCUUUGUCAAGGCAGUGAAGAAUGGAGUAGAAUCUUUGAGCAAUUACAGAGCAGGAAAUGCAUUUGCCAUAGCAAAAGUGAAAGAGCAGUCAGUUGACUGCUAUACCACUGUGGCUGAGAUCUGCCCUUUCAAAAAGCCAGCCUCCACCUGCCCAAGAGUCUUCUGCUCAUCCAACUGCAAGAAUGAGCCAUCUUAUUGGGCCCCGGUGAUUGGGAACAACAUCUACACAGAUAAUUCCAGUAUCUGCCGUGCUGCAAUGCAUGCUGGUGUGAUGAGACCCAGUGGGGGAUAUGUGGAUGUCUUGCCCCUGGACAAAAGGAGCAGCUAUAUUGGAACACUGAAAAAUGGUAUCCGGUCUGAAAGUAAAAAGGACCAUGAAGGAUGCUCUUUCCGUGUCUUUGCUGUGAGACAGUGAGAUGUAGUGACAAGAGGAAACCUUUUCUGUUUCGGGGACAAACAAUACAUCCCCUCCCACACCACAGUAUCAAGCAUCUAGCCUCAAACAAUCUGAUUAGCAUCUUGCCACUAAUUAGACUCCCCUAGCAGGGUUUACCCUUCUCUCCCUAAGUUUCACAUUCAGUAUCUAAGGAUUAAAAAAUUCUUCCCCACAUCCAGCUGCCACAUACACUAAUGACCAAAACUGAAGAAACACCUAGCAUUUUUUGGCAUUAAGCUUUAAGAAUUACUACACGAAUAUUGAUGGUAAUAUUUAUGAACAAUCAAAGAAUGUUACAAAUAUCAUGCAUUGGACAAUUAAGUGGUUUGGAGAAACUGGAAUGAAGUUCUGCAAUCUCUAAAUAUUACAAGUGUUUCCACAGUUUUGGCUGCUAGUGAACAUGUCAAUGUAAAGCACUGAAGUGCAAAAUGCCAGUGUUUCAAAACAUCAAACUUUAUCAAAUAUUUAUAAAUUAAAUUUUUUUUAUUUGCUAUGAUGGGGAGAAGGGGACCAGGAAGCCUUGGAGAUUCUGUGUUAGGAAAUGGACGAGCAUAUUAUGCCAUGUCUCAAAAAUACUAUAUUAACCUUUUUAACAUAAAAUAAGCCAUGUAAUGAGACCCAAACUUGACUUCCUGCCCAGUUUACCCCUGUAGUGGCACUCCAUUUGCUUAUGCGUCUGUUAUUGUUUAACGUCCUAUCCCUGUCAUGGUUUUCGCAAAAUUUAUAUUCAUCUCAGGCUGUUUCAGAGUCAUUGUUGUAUUACCUGCCUUACUUGCAACUUGCUUUGAACAAA